Lotus japonicus is the source of this 1295-nucleotide messenger RNA. Its product is annotated as septum site-determining protein minD homolog, chloroplastic. Gene Ontology annotation, molecular function: ATP binding; ATP hydrolysis activity. The coding region runs from base 95 to 1084 and encodes 329 amino acids. Gene Ontology annotation, biological process: negative regulation of cell division. NCBI's taxonomy places the organism in Eukaryota, Viridiplantae, Streptophyta, Magnoliopsida, Fabales, Fabaceae. The record is from RefSeq and is a predicted model, not a curated record. The transcript has a single exon. Gene Ontology annotation, cellular component: cytoplasmic side of plasma membrane; cytosol.
UAAGAGAGAGCUAAGCCAUCACCUUCGUGUACCUUUUUCUCAGUGGCCUCACCCGGCCACUCUGCAUCCCUCUUCCCACGCCAUCAAUUCCCCAAUGCAGAUAUCGCUCCACCCUCUCCCCAAUGCCAACCUCUCAUUUUCCCAUUCUACCCUUCUCCACCACCCUUCAUUCCCAUUCACUCCCUCCAAAUCCCUAAUUCCAACCCCCAAAUCAAAACCCUAUCCAACCAAAGCCCUCCUUCAAUGGAACCGCAAGCCGCAACUCGCCGGCGAAACCCCGCGCGUGGUGGUCGUCACCUCCGGUAAAGGCGGCGUCGGAAAGACCACAACCACCGCCAACAUGGGCCUCUCCCUCGCCCGCCUCGGCUUCUCGGUCGUCGCCAUCGACGCCGAUGUCGGCCUGCGCAACCUCGACCUCCUCCUCGGUCUCGAGAAUCGCGUCAACUACACCGUCAUUGAGGUUCUCAACGGCGAUUGCCGCCUCGACCAGGCACUCGUGCGUGACAAGCGCUGGUCCAAUUUCGAGCUCCUCUGCAUCUCCAAGCCCCGGUCCAAGCUCCCCAUGGGGUUCGGCGGGAAAGCUCUCACCUGGCUUGUUGAAGCCCUCAAAGCGCGGCCUGAGGGCUCACCGGAUUUCGUCCUCAUUGACUGCCCUGCUGGGAUUGACGCCGGUUUCAUAACCGCCAUAACGCCGGCGAACGAGGCGGUUCUGAUAACCACCCCGGACAUCACGAGCUUGAGGGAUGCUGAUAGGGUCACCGGGCUGUUGGAGUGUGAUGGCAUUAGGGAUAUCAAGAUGAUUGUGAACCGGGUUCGGACCGAUAUGAUCAAGGGGGAAGACAUGAUGUCUGUUCUGGAUGUGCAGGAGAUGCUGGGGUUGCCUUUGCUUGGGAUGAUACCGGAGGAUUCAGAGGUAAUAAGGAGUACCAAUAGAGGGUUCCCUCUGGUUUUGAACAAGCCUCCCACAUUGGCUGGUUUGGCUUUUGAACAGGCUGCGUGGAGGCUCGUGGAGCAGGAUACUAUGCAGGCUGUCAUGGUUGAGGAAGAGCCCAAGCGUGGUUUUUUCUCAUUUUUCGGAGGCUAAGAUUCGAAUCCGUUCUUUUGUUUUAAUGUUAGUUUUUGUGUGUGCAAAGCUUGUAAUGGUUUUGUGCUGUUUGCGGUUAUGCAAAUGACGAGUGCAAUUGUUUGGAGGAGCAGUUUGUUUUUGUUUAGAAGGAAGCUGUGUACAGUAGGAGCUAGUGAAGCUUUGUUUUUGUAAUUGAUUCUGUUCAUUCGAAGAUUUCUUUUGGUCAGCA